Molecule: messenger RNA, 1017 nt
Organism: Sipha flava (yellow sugarcane aphid)
Lineage: Eukaryota; Metazoa; Arthropoda; Insecta; Hemiptera; Aphididae
Product: syntaxin-8
Exons: 7
Coding region: 180-926 (248 amino acids)
Biological process (GO): intracellular protein transport; vesicle fusion
Cellular component (GO): endomembrane system; SNARE complex
Molecular function (GO): SNARE binding; SNAP receptor activity
Source: RefSeq, a predicted model, not a curated record
GUGUCGUUUCAAGAUUAUGCAAUGAAAUCGUAACAACGUUGUUAUUGUUUUUACCGUUGCGGCGUGUACGUUCGACGGCCAGAUUAUUAUUGUCCGUCGUUCCGUGAACUAUCCAACGUAUCGUCGGUGGGAACAUAAUGAUUAUUGCCUAAGACUAUACGAUCGAGCUACACGACAUCAUGGCGCUCAUAAACAUCGCUAACGGUGAUAAUGAUCCUUGGAUGAUCGAACAUGAAUCAUGUGAAAAAUUAUACAGAGAAAUUGAAGGAUUGUUAAAUGUAAGAGAUUUGGAACAUAAGUCUUCUGAAAAAUAUAUUUUAUACUCAUCCCAAAUUCGGCUUAGACUUAAACAGUAUGCUGAUGAAGUUCAACAGUUGUUACAUAAACUAAGAGGACUUUCUACAUCUAUGGCCAUUACAAUGGAUGAAGAAGAACGACGUGAACGUAUGAUUGAGCUGCUCCAAAGUAGAAAUAUUUUAUUAAAUCGACGUUUUCAGAAUAGAAAUAAUAGUAAUAUGCUAGAGCGUCAGGAAUUAAUGAGACCUAGUACCAGUAAGGUAGCAGCCAAAAAAGUUGAAACACCAAUUACUGGUUGGUUGGAUAGUGACGAUGAUGAAAAACCAUUGCUUAAUGAAAAUGCACUUAAACAACAGCAACAAUACUUGCUCAAAGAGCAAGAUGAUGGGUUAGACGAAUUAGCAUCAAUUGUAUCUAGACAGAAAAAUAUAGCUAUUACCAUAAGCAGUGAAGUCGAUAUGCAAAACGAGAUGGUUGAUGAUUUAUUGGUAAAAAUGGAUAAAACAACAGCUGGAAUUGAAAAUGAGACUAAGAAUGUUGGUCAAAUAUUGAAAAAAGAUUCAACUCGGGGACUUUGGGUGAUAAUCAUUCUUCUAUUAAUUGCAAAUAUAUUUGUUGCAUUAUCAUGAUAUUCGACAAAACUAUUCCAAUUAAUUAUUAAUCAUAAAUUUUAUAAGUAUAAUUUAUAAUUAAUUAUUGAUAUCUGUUCAAAUAUUUAUA